Molecule: messenger RNA, 1153 nt
Organism: Vitis riparia (riverbank grape)
Lineage: Eukaryota; Viridiplantae; Streptophyta; Magnoliopsida; Vitales; Vitaceae
Product: MADS-box transcription factor 23-like
Exons: 9
Coding region: 123-863 (246 amino acids)
Biological process (GO): positive regulation of transcription by RNA polymerase II
Cellular component (GO): nucleus
Molecular function (GO): RNA polymerase II cis-regulatory region sequence-specific DNA binding; DNA-binding transcription factor activity, RNA polymerase II-specific; protein dimerization activity
Source: RefSeq, a predicted model, not a curated record
UUUACACACUUUCCUUAUAUAGGACGAUGAUGUGAAUCAGAACCAACUGAAACGACGAUUACGAAACCUGGCUUUGUCUCCAUUAAAGCUUUGCCAAAAAACCUAGCUUGGAGGUGUUAAGGAUGGGGAGAGGAAAGAUCGUGAUUCGGAGGAUCGACAAUUCCACUAGCAGGCAAGUGACGUUCUCGAAGCGGAGAAACGGAUUGCUGAAAAAGGCUAAGGAGCUGGCGAUCUUGUGCGAUGCCGAAGUAGGAGUGAUAAUCUUCUCCAGCACUGGAAAGCUCUAUGAUUACGCAAGCACCAGCAUUAAAUCAAUAACUGAGCGCUAUAUCAAAGCAAAAGAGGAACACCAACAACUGGUUAACCCAACUUCAGAAGUCAAGUUCUGGCAACGGGAGGCAGCAAUGUUGAGGCAACAACUGCAACACUUGCAAGAAAAUCAUCGGCAAAUGAUGGGGGAAGAGCUUUCUGGUUUGAGUGUCAAAGAUUUGCAGAAUUUGGAGAACCAAUUGGAAAUGAGUCUUCGAGGUGUCCGUAUGAAAAAGGACCAAAUUUUAAUUGAUGAAAUACAGGAACUAAACCAAAAGGGAAACCUUCUUCACAAUGAAAAUGUGGAAUUGUAUAAGAAGGUAAACUUAAUUCGUCAAGAAAACAUGGAAUUAUAUAAGAAGAAAAAUUUCACAUCCCAGGUUUAUGGAACAAGGGAAGUGAAUGGAACAAACAAAAAUGCCUUCACAAAUGGUUUAAGCAUUGGAGAGGACUUGCAUGUGCCCAUCCAUCUCCAGCUUUGCCAGCCACAGCAACAAAACUAUGAGACGACACCAGCAAGAGCUACAAAACUGGGCAGACUACAACUGCAAUAGCAAAGAAGAUGGAUCAUUUAUGGAAGGAUGUUAACAAACUCCUAUCAACAAAAUGCUUCAUGAUGAUAAAGUUAUGCUACUCUUAGUGAGACUUGGUGAUCUAGAAACCAUCCAUCACAAAGAUUUCAGUUUGACAUGAUCAAUGAAACAAAUUUUAGCAGUGUGAGAUGAUAAAGAAACAUUUACCUUUGUAAAGCCUAAUAUCAGAUAAAAUAAAGAAAAAAGGCAAAAAGAAAAAAAAAAAAAAACAAACAAACCGCAUGUGCAAUAGUAAGAUUUGCCUUUUAAGG